Messenger RNA from Cervus elaphus (red deer), 1454 nucleotides. It is a transcript of the gene AIG1, whose product is annotated as androgen induced 1. Gene Ontology annotation, cellular component: membrane; endomembrane system. Bases 101 to 817 code for a protein of 238 amino acids. The transcript has 6 exons. Lineage: Eukaryota; Metazoa; Chordata; Mammalia; Artiodactyla; Cervidae. The record is from RefSeq and is a predicted model, not a curated record.
GGGCGCGCGCCGCCUCCUCCCGGCCCGCCCCGCCCGGGGUUCCCACGGCGCCCGCCCGCGCCCGGCGCCGCCCUCCCCGCCGCCCAGGCCUUUGGCGAACAUGGCGCUCGUCCCCUGCCAGGUGCUGCGGGUGGCCAUCCUGCUGUCCUACUGCUCUAUCCUCUGCAACUACAAGGCCAUCGAAAUGCCCUCGCAUCAGACCUACGGAGGGAGCUGGAAAUUCCUGACGUUCAUUGAUCUGGUUAUCCAAGCUGUCUUUUUUGGCAUCUGUGUGCUGACUGAUCUUUCCAGUCUUCUGACUAGAGGAAGUGGGAACCAAGAACAGGAAAGACAGCUCAAGAAGCUCAUCUCUCUCCGGGACUGGAUGCUGGCUGUAUUGGCCUUUCCUGUUGGGGUUUUUGUUGUAGCGGUGUUCUGGAUCAUUUACGCCUAUGACAGAGAGAUGAUUUACCCGAAAUUGCUUGAUAAUUUUAUCCCAGGGUGGCUGAAUCACGGAAUGCACACAACGGUGUUGCCCUUUAUAUUAAUCGAGAUGAGGACAUCACACCAUGCGUAUCCCAGCAGGAGCAGCGGACUGGCCGCCAUAUGUACCUUCUCUGUUGGCUAUAUAUUAUGGGUAUGUUGGGUGCAUCAUGUAACCGGGAUGUGGGUGUACCCUUUCCUGGAACACAUUGGCCCAGGAGCCAGAAUCCUCUUCUUUGGGUCUACAACCAUCUUAAUGAACUUCUUGUACCUGCUGGGAGAAGUUCUGAACAGCUAUAUCUGGGAUACACAGAGAAGCAUGGAAGAGGAGAAGGAGAAACCUAAACUGCAAUGAGAUCUAAGUCUAAACAGAAGAGCAGAAUGGAGCUACGACUGAAGACUCACUACCCCCUGGGCAUCGCUGAUGGAGGAGAGGAAGCUUCAGAGAAAAUGGUGGAACCAGCCUCUGCCUCCCUGCCCCAAAGGAAGGGAACACCUUUCAUGGAGACAUAUGUGUAAGAAUAGAAUAUGGAUAUUUCCAAAAUAACUUCCCCUCAAUUGUGUUUUAAAGAAUUCUUUCCAAAAUCAUUAUUGAUGAUAAGCAUCUUUUUUUUUCUGACUCUUCUAGUUUUUACAACUAAAAUUGGUCAUUGGAUUUUAAUUUUUGCAAUUGUAAUUCCAUUUAAUCAAGGAAGAAAAGAAUCCUAUUGUGUUUCUUGUUGAAAAAUAUGUGAAAAUCAAAGGGGCUGAUGUGAAGCAAAACAUUUGUGUAUUUAUUUUUUUCCUAUACUGAGUAACGUAAGCAUAAGCCUGGAGGAAAUGGGGCGGAUGUUCCCUAUUGCAAUAAUGUCACGAUUGCCUUAAACAGGCAAUGUUAGUAAUAAUUGCAUUGAUUUAGUCAAAACCCUGAGUGUACUUGGAUCUCAUGAUUUAACCUUGUGAACAUUUCCUAGAUGCAAGCUAUAACUUGAAUAAACAGCAAGUAACCCUUA